CUGAAGACAAUAUUUAUUUAUUUAAUUUAUUGUGCAUGAUGUUGAUUUUUUCUUGUGGUGUGUAUGGGUGUGAGUCGAAUUGUUUUUUCUUCUCUACUGCUGCCCAUUAUCAAGUGUUGGUUGUGUAAGACCAGCACAGGGUGACCGUUAUAUAUGCAACAAUUUGUCAAACAGGGUUUUUUCAAUUUUUGGUGAUAAUUUUUCAAUGUUUGUGCGUGUGUAUGUGUGUGUGUUUGUUCUACCUUGAUCAAUAUCAAAGCAUCCGUUUUGUUUUUUUUUUUUUUUUUGAAUUUCAACAACAAUUCAGCCUGUCCAGCCAAGCAACCAAUCAAUUUCGAAAUAAAUAAUCUCAUCGCAUCUGAUCUGAUAAUUGUUAUCAAUCACCAUCAUACCUCACUGUCCACCACAAUAUAAUAAUCGUUGCUAUCAACAACAAAAUCCCCGAAUAAAUAGCCAAAAUGAGUAAAUAUCUGGCAACAACACCUUUAACCUUUUCACUUCUAUUCUACACAUCGCUUAUCACAUCGAUCUUCGAGGUCAUGUCAGCCAGGCUGCCAGAUAUUUAUUGGAAUUCGACAAAUCCAAUAUUCCGCAUAGAUAAUACUGAUCAUAUAAUCGAUGUAAAUCGUGGCAAUGCCGCAUUUGAAUAUGAUCAAAUCAACAUCAUAUGUCCAAUGUAUACGAAAGGAACAAGAGAAGACGAUAUUGAAACGUAUAUCAUUUAUAAUGUUUCAAAAGAAGAAUAUGAUGGUUGCCAUAUUGCCAAUGCAGCAUUAGCACGUACGAUAGCUGUCUGUGAUAAGCCAUUUUUAAAUCGUUAUUAUACGGUUACAUUUCGCCCGUUCACACCACAACCUGGUGGAUUAGAAUUUCAUCCUGGUCAAGAUUAUUAUUUCAUUGCAUUAUCGGCUAAACCUGGAGAUGUUUCCAAUCAUUGUCAGAAAUAUCAUAUGAAAGUUGUAUUCAAGGUGUGCUGUGGCAAACAACAACAACAACAACAAUCAUCGCAACAGCCACAAUCGACAAGUGCCGCUCAUCGACCAUCAUCAUCCAUUGUUUCCAAACCUGAACCAGUGAACAACAAUGGAAUCGUUGGUAGUAACAGCAGUAUCAAUUCGACUAUUGCUCCAAUUAGCAGUAGCAGCAGCAGCAGUACAUCAAUGCCUCAAAGUUCGACAUUUUCAUUCGUCGAAUUUGUACCUGGACAUAAUAAUCCGAAUAAUAUUGGAAUAGCCACCUAUAAAGGUGUCAUCAGUAAUGGCGGCAAUCACAAUUCUACAAUGUUUCCGAUGGUCGUUCGUCAUCCGAAACCUACACGUUCAUCAUCAACGAUUUCAUCGUCGAUUGUUUCGAAUCCAAAUCCAUCAUCAUCUAACCAUCAGAGCUCAUCAUCAUAUAGCAAUAGUAAUAUUAAUAGUAAUAAUAAUCAUGAUAAUCGAAUCGGUCAUCGAUUCUAUGGUGAUCCACGUGGUGGCCGAUAUUCAAAUAUUCCACAUUAUCCGAGCUUGUUUUCCACUGAACGUCCUUCAUCACACGGUUCACAAAUUAAUCCAGCCACACGUAUACCACAUGUUCCCUAUCAUCCUUAUCAUCCGCGACAAUUAACAUCAACAUUAAGGCCUGUCCAUGUUGGUUGGCGUCCACAUCCCAUACCGAAUCAUCCGGAUCAUAAUCCACCCAUUCGACUUUCCGAUCAACGUAGCAUUGGUUAUAAAGGAAUCUAUCGACCUAAUGAUAAUCGUGAAAAAAGUGAUGGACUAAAUAGCCAUUCAACAUCAUUAUUAAGGCAAUCAACAUUGACGAUCAUAUCGAUUGUAUCGGCGAUUUGUUUGGCAACAUUAACACUUUGUUCAUCAUCAUCAUUAUGAUCAUCAUAUUUAUUAUAAUGAAACCCUAAACUAUAUAUUGGGUUGUGUUGUCAUCUGUAUGAUGAUGAUGAUGAUAACCGAUAUCUAAUCGAAAUUCACUCAAAACAAAAUCAAUCGCCCAUGAUAAAAAGUGCAUUCUUCUCUUGUUCAAUCAACAUCCACCUUUUUAUUUCUUGGUUUCUUGAAGAGCUCACGAACACCCAAAGUGAUAUACGUUUCGUGUUCCAAAUUCAUUGUACCAUGCUUUUUCGCCAUCUUAUUUUCUGUAAAUCUUAUUCACAAAUCUGAACGAAUUUUUUCAACUUGUUGUUUAUUAUUUUAUUUUAUUUAUUAAUUUUUUCUUUGCCAAUUAGUCAUGUAAACUUUAUCUCUCAUUUUUUUCUUCUUUUUCUCAUAAUGCUUGUUUGCACAAUUGUUGUGCAUAACGUUUUUUUUAUUCAUUUUGCAGCCUUUCUUACCAUUCUUAUACACACACAGCUUUGGUCAACCAGAAUCAUUCACAUGUCUAAGUCAGAUACACAAUUUCAUUUUCAAUUACCAAAUUUGCCUUUCCUUUUGUGCUCUCUAUCCAUUUUCCUUAUUCCUCUUUUUUUUAAACUCUGUAAUUGUUCUGUUGUUUUGGUGGCCUGAAGCGAAUCCAAGAAUGAAGUGAAUUGUAUAAUGUACAUAAACUUAUAUCAUUAUUAUUAUAACCAUCAUAUGGCCGAAACAUUUUGUAUAAAAUUUUUCACCAGUAUUUCUAUCACCUGUACACAAUGUCCUCUGUAAAUUAUUACAUUUUAUAUUGAUGAUUAAUAAAUUUCUUCUAUUAUAUAAA
This is a messenger RNA of Dermatophagoides farinae (American house dust mite), 2685 nucleotides long. The record is from RefSeq and is a predicted model, not a curated record. NCBI's taxonomy places the organism in Eukaryota, Metazoa, Arthropoda, Arachnida, Sarcoptiformes, Pyroglyphidae.